Manihot esculenta (cassava) is the source of this 847-nucleotide messenger RNA. Its product is annotated as cyclin-dependent protein kinase inhibitor SMR6. The record is from RefSeq and is a predicted model, not a curated record. The transcript has a single exon. Bases 273 to 596 code for a protein of 107 amino acids. Gene Ontology annotation, biological process: regulation of DNA endoreduplication. NCBI's taxonomy places the organism in Eukaryota, Viridiplantae, Streptophyta, Magnoliopsida, Malpighiales, Euphorbiaceae.
CUCUCAAUCUCUUUCUUAUUAUUUUCCUUCAAAUUCUCUCCUUUGCUUUCCCUCUUUCAAAGCUAUUUUCUUUUUAUUUCUCUCCCUCACAAAAAUUAGCAUCCAAAGACCCUUUUCUCUUAUUCCCUCUACUCUGCUUGUUCUUGAUUUUGUUCUGAUUCUUGAAUCAAAUUCCAUCUUUUCUUUCAUUCUGGUUUGCUCUGUUACCUUUCCUGGGUUUGCUUCAUUUUCACUGGAAAAAUCUCUUAUUUUCUUCCUUUUUCAAUCAAAAGAUGGGGUUUUCAAAGAAGACGCAAGUGGAUUCCGGUUUAGAUUCCGAAGGAAAAAAAUGGGUAAUCGCUGGAAUCGCUAUUAGGACUUCACUCAAGCCAAUAAGCACAAAACCAAGAGGAAAAGACAGCGAUGAUGGCGAUGAAGAGGAGUGUUCUACAACCCCAACUGCCAAAGAGGCAAGAAUACCAGAAAGAUUGCCGUGCCCGCCGGCACCGAGGAAGCGGCGGCCUUCUUCGAGGUGCAACUACAACGGCGUUAGGGAGUUCUUCACUCCUCCUGAUUUGGAGUCAGUGUUCAAAUGCUAUGUUGAGAAGGCAAAUUGAGAGAGAGAGACUUCUACUUUGUUUGGCCAAAAGAAAGAAGUCGAGUUAGAACUUAGAGAUUUGUAGUGUUUUUUUCUAUUUAUCUCUCUUCUUUUCUUCUCCCCUUUUACUAUUUUUGUUCAUUUUUCUCUCUAUCUUUAUGUUUGGUAGUGAUUAGAAGCAGAAGUUGUACAAAGAUAUGAUUUUUUUUUCUUUAUGAAAUGACUAGUGUAGUUUUUGGGUUGAAGAGAAGUUUCUUGCUUGCUUUAGAA